Molecule: messenger RNA, 1664 nt
Organism: Ceraceosorus bombacis
Lineage: Eukaryota; Fungi; Basidiomycota; Exobasidiomycetes; Ceraceosorales; Ceraceosoraceae
Source: the annotation of a GenBank genome assembly
AUGUCCGAACCCGAAUCGAGACUCGACCUCCAUGCGCUGCAGGACGCUCUGGAUGACCAGAACAAGACCCAGCCUCCCGAGGAGGCGGCUGCAUCCUCGGCAACCGCAACAAAGUUGAGCAAGCCUGAGCAUGGGAAGGCCUCCCCAGAAACGCUUUCUCCUUCUUCGCCUGGCUCCAAGAGCCCAGCGCCGCCAACCUCUUCAGCGCCCACUGCAGCUCCGACCGCUUCGCAGCCACGGCAGCAACACAAUGCAGCACCUAUGAAUCCACAAGUGGAGCAGAUCCGCUCCAUGUUUCCAGACUUUGAUCAAGACACUGUCGCUGCGGUACUCGAAGCUCAGGGAUCAGACGUCGAAAGAGGUGCGUGCUUUCAAGCCGUUGCUGCGAGCCACGCACCCUUGCUGACAUAGCUUCAUCCCCACAGCUGUGAAUGCUCUGCUGUCAAUGUCGGACCCGACGUACAAAGCACCACCGCCAGCAUCCAACGAAGAAGCAGACGCAGCUUUCGCGCGCUCACUGGCCCAACAACAAAGAGCAGAAUAUGUUUCUGCACAGCAACAGCAACAGAGGCCAUUCCAUGAGGGCACUGGAGCUGUUUACGAUCCCUCUCAGCUCAACUAUCAGCCUCGUCUUCGACGCAACCCUCCCUCUCACACUGGAGCUGUCGCAUAUCAUGCACCGCCUCCGUCAGGCUUCGAGAACAUCAACAGGCAGCAGGCGCCGGUAGGUUGGCCAGGUCCAGAAGAUGCUAAGCGCUGGGGUGAUCAGAUCAAUUCGGCAGCAGAGAGUGAGUCCCGCACUUGAAAGACUGGUGACAUGGCAUUGACCCUUGUAUCCGCCUUUCGUAGAGGGCUUCGCGCAGGCCUCGACGGCUUUCUCGGCCAUACGCCAACGGCUGGCACAAGGAACAAGCCCGGGAGGUACGCCUACAGGAGGAAGUGCCACUCCUAGCGGUAGGGGUGGUGGAGGUGCCGCUUCCUUCUUCAACUCUAUAGCAGGUGGCAACAGCGCAAGUGCGACGAACGGAGGACGCAACGCGCGGAGUAACGUGAAAAGCCCGGAUCAGAACUAUGACAGAGAUCCAGCUCAGGUGGGAGACGCGGAUCUAGCAGCGCUUUUGGCUUCCAACGGAGCGCCCCAACCUCCAACCAAGGCGGAUCGUAUGCUUGGCAACUCGGCCAAGAAUGGAUCGUUUGAUCAAAGGUACGGCGCAAGUGCCAGUGGGAAGUUGCCCAAUCGACACUCCGUCGGCAGGCAAGUCAGACCCGAGGACGAGCUGGAGGAUGACGAAGAGCUGGGAUGGGAAUCUGCAGGAAGGGCCCCUGCGCCCAUAUCCAUCAGAGACAACUCUCUCGGCGCAUCGGGCACGCCCUCGACGCCUGUGCGAGAUGCAAAGAGCAGCACGGGCUCCAACCGGGACGCGGUGGACAGGAUGGAGUCCAGCACGGGCAGAGGACUUACCAGUCCUAAGCCGAAAUCUCCAGCUGCUAGCGCAGCAGCAUUGGGGGCGGGAGCUGGAGUGGGCGCCGCCGCUGGCUUGGGAGCAGCGGCGACUGCCGCCCACGAUGAUGAGCCUGCCAAGUCCAAAGCGCGCAGCGACGAUGGCUCGAGCGAUGGGGAAGACUUGGAAUACGUCUCCAACCCUUUUGACGAUGAAGACUGA